GGGCUGGAAGGUGUUGGAUGGUCACCAAACCACAAGCUCACCUUGCUUCGAUUUUUGGGCAUUAAUUAUUAUUAUCCCAUUAAUCCACGCUCUUUCUAUUUCCCUUUCGCUUUCCCUUUCCCUCGCAAGCUCUGUCUCGUCCUGCUUUGUUUUAUCUUUUCUAAAUUUUUGAGGCUGUGUGGGUGUCGGCUAUGGUGUUGUUGUUGAGCCUUAACAUCAGGAAUCUCCCCUCGGCCCUUUCUGUCCUUCAAAAUAUGUACUAAAAUAAUGACAUUUGGCUGAUUCAUUCAUCUGGGUUUUCCUGAAUUUUUGAGUUAGGGGGUCCCAGCAAAUUCGCACAUAAAUCUCCUUCAUUUUCACACUCAUUAUCUAAUUUUUGUUGCUUUUCUCAUCAUUUUUAUAUAAUUACAUGUGCUAGACCCGACACCCACUCUCUUUUUCUUUCUGUUUAGAAAUUCUAUCCUCCUCUGCAAGCAAAGGAGGAGGUUUUCACUUUUUUCUCUUUUUCUCUCUCUCACUUUUGCAUCUUCUUUUUGGUUUCUGGGUUUCUGUGUCGUCAUUGAGAUCUGCUCCAAAUGGGUUGCUCCCAAGGCGCUUGCACUGACACUAGGAAGGCUUUUGAUGGCCCUAAUGCUUCAUACGCUUCCUCUGUAACUGCUGACGACCACUACUGUGACCAUGAUGAGCUGAGAGUCAAGAGUUUGCUGAAGAAAAUGGUUUGGGAAUUUGGGUUGGGUUGUAUUUAUCCGGUGAACCGGCGCCGGAGCUCCGGGGGCAAGGGUGAGAUGCAGAGAGACAAGGGGAAGAACAGUCUGGAGCACAACAAGGCAUGGCUGCUGGCAGAGUCUGGUGGGUGUGGUGCAGAGCUCUCAAAUGCUGAUCCUCAAUCCGUUCAUUCGUCGUUCAGGUUUAGUUUCUGUUCUCAGGUUGAACUCGAAUCUUUGAAUAUGAGUUCUUCCACUGCUGCCACCGUUUUAAUGGUGAAUUUGGACAAUGGGCUGACCCAAUCUCGGUCCAAUGAGCUGAAAUGGCGAAGAAUCGAGUCAUUGGAGAGGAGCAUCUCUCCAGUCGCCAACACAUUGAUUAGAUUCGGCUAUGCUGAAAUUGUUUCGGCCACUCGAAAUUUUAACAAAGGCAGAGUUUUGGGGAGAGGAGCAUUGAGCUGUGUUUUCAGAGGGAGAGUUGGGUUUUUGAGGACCGCAGUGGCGAUUAAGCGAUUAGAUAAGGAAGAUAAAGAGUCUGCAAAGGCUUUUUGUAGAGAAUUAAUGAUUGCAAGCUCUCUUCAGAACCCAAAUAUUGUUCCACUUGUGGGGUUUUGUAUUGAUCCUGAGGAGGGCUUGUUCUUAGUCUACAAAUAUGUCUCCGGUGGAAGCUUAGAGCGGCAUUUGCAUGAGAAGAAGAGAGGGGUAAAGGGUUAUUCAUCCCUUCCAUGGUCUGUGAGGUAUAAGGUUGCCGUCGGAGUUGCGGAGUCCGUGGCAUAUCUACACAGUGGAACAGAUAGAUGUGUUGUUCACAGAGACAUUAAACCUUCAAACAUCCUCCUCUCUUCCAAGAAAAUACCCAAGUUGUGUGAUUUUGGAUUGGCUACAUGGACUCCUGCGCCUUCUGUCCCUUUCCUUUGCAAGACCGUCAAAGGGACAUUUGGUUAUUUGGCUCCUGAAUAUUUCCAGCAUGGAAAAGUAUCUGAUAAAACUGAUGUCUAUGCCUUUGGGGUUGUCCUGUUGGAAUUGUUGACUGGCCGAAAGCCAAUUGAAGCAAGAAGGCCACCCGGAGAAGAGAACUUGGUCUUGUGGGCAAAGCCACUUUUGCAGCAAGAGUCCAUUGAGCAAUUGCUUGAUUCAUGCCUUAAACUCACUCCAAAAAACUCAAAUCAAAUAGGCAGAAUGGUUCAGGCUGCAGCUGCCUGCAUUAAUAGUGAAGAAUCUCGGAGGCCAAGCAUUGAUGAAGUGGUUGUAAUACUAAGAGGAAGAGAACCAAAUUGCUCUAGCAGAAAGAAAUCCGGUUUCCCUGGGAAUGGAUUUGUCACUGACUGUUAUGCCCAAUUACAAACAAAAAGUGAGAUGAGAAGCCACUUAGCACUGGCCAUGCUAGGAGUUCCAGAUUUUGAGGAUGAUGCUCACUUUUACUGUCGAUAGAACAUAUUUGAAACUGUCUGAUCUCCUCCCUAUUUUGUUAUGUUGGCUGCUUGAAGAGAGAGGUAGAAAUUAGAAUUGGGUGUUGACAUUGUAUAUAACAAGUCCUGAUCAGAGAUUGAUUGUAUAUUUUCCAUUUACCUAUCCCUAUUCUUGUAGGGAAAAAGUGUAAUAGAUUUUCAUUUCAAAUUUUAGUGUCACAUCUGUUGAUAUUGUUGAUAAUGCAGAAUGACUCUCACAGUGGUGUUGAGUUUAUCCUUUUUA
This is a messenger RNA of Vitis riparia (riverbank grape), 2396 nucleotides long. RefSeq names its product probable serine/threonine-protein kinase PBL7. The coding region runs from base 576 to 2135 and encodes 519 amino acids. Gene Ontology annotation, molecular function: protein kinase activity; ATP binding. The record is from RefSeq and is a predicted model, not a curated record. The transcript has 6 exons. NCBI's taxonomy places the organism in Eukaryota, Viridiplantae, Streptophyta, Magnoliopsida, Vitales, Vitaceae. Gene Ontology annotation, biological process: protein phosphorylation.